Molecule: messenger RNA, 1749 nt
Organism: Cataglyphis hispanica
Lineage: Eukaryota; Metazoa; Arthropoda; Insecta; Hymenoptera; Formicidae
Product: dynein regulatory complex subunit 3-like
Exons: 9
Coding region: 1-1671 (556 amino acids)
Molecular function (GO): protein binding
Source: RefSeq, a predicted model, not a curated record
AUGUACAAAGCGGACGCAGCUAGCGCAUUGCGUGAAGCUACAGAGCCCGGCGUGAUAACUCGAAAUAUACUUAUCUCCCUGGCGAUCGAUCAGGGACCAAAAAAAGAAGCCGGCAGAUUAUUUCUCGAAGACGGAAUCGAAUUGGACGAAUUGAAAGAAAUCCGUAUCGAGUUCCUUAAUAUUCUAAACAUCGAUUAUGUUUGGCUGUUGAAAAAUCUUGUCAAAUUGUCACUGUCCCAUAAUGUUAUUGAGAGAAUCGAAAAUCUGGAUGAACUUAUUCAUCUCAAGGAAUUAGAUCUCUCCUUUAAUUGUAUUAAAGUUAUGGAAAAUUUGGAUAAUUUAGAUCAAUUGGAAAUUUUACUUUUGUACAGUAAUGAAAUCUCUAUUGUACAAGGUAUUAAUAAUUUAAAGAAAUUGAUGAUUUUGAAUAUUGGUAAAAAUAAGAUCAACGAUUGGAAACAUGUCAUAUAUUUACGUGAUUUUAAAUCACUGAAAAGUUUAAACAUAUUUGAUAAUCCCUGCACUGAAAUGGAUGGAUACUUGGAUUAUUUGUUUGCAUAUGUGCCACAAUUAAUUUAUUAUCAAUAUAGAAUGAUAUCUGAAAGCGAUCGUCAAUCCGCCAUCGAUAAACAUUAUCGUAGAAUUAGUAAUCUCGAGGAAAACGAGGCGAAAAUACAAACAGAAUUAACAUUACAACAAAAAUUCAAUGACAGACUUGCAUUACUAUCUGCAUCAUAUGUGGAAUAUCUCGAUGAAGAUAAUCUUUUUCAACAAAUGUUUUCUUCUGAUGAAGCGGGCAGAUUGUUAUCCACAAUAAAUGAAGAUACGCAGAAUGCAUUUGAAGAAUACAAAAAGUCUUUCUCUGCAAUAUGUCAUGAAUUAUAUGAAUUAGGCUUACAAGAACAUGAUAAAAGAAUAGAAGAAAUAAGAUUAUUUGAACUUGUUGUUAAUGAAGGCAAAGAAAAUAAGCAAAACGUAGCAAGGAAGAUUGUGGAUGAAGUACUUGAAAGGAAAAUGGAGAUAUUUGCAAAUAUGAGAGAUGUAAUGAAAACUUUAAUAGAGGAGCAAGAAGGAGAAGUCGAUGCAGCUGAUGGCAUUGCUGCGAAAGUGUCGGAAUUGUAUAAUGAAUUCAAUGAUUUGUUAUUUAAGGCACGAAAUCAAUUAAUGUCUAAAGAAGUUAUAUUACAUGAUCAGAUGCAAGAUAUAAAUGAAGUCUUUAGGAUUAACAUGAUGGACAUGGUCAAUUUAUUCUUAGAAAACGUACGAGAGUACUUCUCUCUAUUACGAAAUUCACAGGCUGAAUAUAACGAUACUAUAAAUGGAUUAAUUUUAAAUUAUCUAAGUAGUUUUACGGACGAGGCAAAUAUACCAGCCGAUCUUAAAGAUUUGUGUGGUAACAAGGAUAUUUUGGCUACCACACUUACCACAUCACACGAUAUACAUUUACAGGUGAUAAAUAAUAGAAAGGAGCUUAUGAUAAAUCGAAUCAAUAAUUGGCUCAAAAAUUAUAUCAAUCAGUUAGUUGUAGAUGAAAAUAAAAGGAAUCGUGAACAAAUAUUGGAAAUAUCACAUUUCUUUGACUCUUUACAGCAAGAAUUUAAUUUGCUAAGCCGAUCGCAAGAAGUAGACUUGACCGACAUUGAUUUGGAGGAUGUUACAUUGGGAGAUUAAUAAUAUGUUAUGACAUUUUGUUUUUCUUGGUGAUAUAAAAAAAAUUUCGGAAAAUAAAAUAUCACAUGAUGCUGUCUA